This is a messenger RNA of Scophthalmus maximus (turbot), 2101 nucleotides long. RefSeq names its product zinc finger BED domain-containing protein 6-like. The record is from RefSeq and is a predicted model, not a curated record. Lineage: Eukaryota; Metazoa; Chordata; Actinopteri; Pleuronectiformes; Scophthalmidae. Gene Ontology annotation, molecular function: protein dimerization activity. The transcript is spliced from 2 exons. Bases 881 to 1753 code for a protein of 290 amino acids.
UUUGAAGAUGAACAAAAGCAUCACAAAUGAACCACAACAGCCUUCAAUCUCGCAAUUCCUGGACAAUCGUGUCGGGCAUUACAGCCUGAGUCAUCCACAGCAGAAAGCUAUCACCAAUGCAAUACUGUCCGAAUUGAUUAUUGAUUGCAACUUGCCCCUGUCUAUUGUGGAAAACAAGAGUUUUCGGCACUUUCUGACAGUACUUCACAGCAAAUACAGCCCAGUGUGUCUCAGAACACUGACAUUGAAAACAGAGAACCUCGCUGAAGAGAGACGUUCAAAAUUAAAAACUCAAUUGAGCAACACUGACCAUGUUUCAGUCACUAUGGACAUUUGGUCUGACCGAAAGAUGAGGGGAUUCCUCGGUGUCACUGUGCACUGGAUAGAGAAAGAGGCAGAGAGGAUACAGCUAAAGUCCAAUCUCUUGGCCUGUGAGCGCUUCAAAGGCUCACACAGCUGAAAGAAUCUGUGACCAAUUUGAGGCAAUAUGUGAUGAAUACAACAUUAAAGAUAAACUGGACUACAUUAUUAGUGACAAUGCUGCUAACAUGCGAAAAGCAUUCACUGUGUGCUUCCCCAGUGAACAAGAGGAUGACGAUGACGGAGAUCUUCUUGAUGACCCUGAGCUCUGGUGUGACUUAACCCUGGAAGAUCAGCAAACAGUAGAUGUUGCUAUGGCAAAGAAACAGCGCUUGUACUGUUUUGCGCACACUCUUCAGCUGGUGGUGGGAGAUGGUUUGAAAGAAACAAAAGUGGUAUCUCCUUCUCUUUCAAAGUUAUCAAAACUCAGCUCACUGCUGCACACAAGCACAACAUUCAAAGAUGUGUUUGAUGCUGAAUUUGGGGAACAGAAAGGCUUCCCUGCUGCAGUCAACACAAGAUGGAACUCAACACUGAGGCAAGUGAAGGCAGUUCUCCAGUGCAAUCAUCUAAAGCUCUGUGCUGUUCCAGAAAAUACUGGGCACAGGGAGUUGUCAUUCACAGCACGGAGUGGAAUCUGUUGAAGGAGUUGGUGGACAUCUUGAAGCCAUUUGGAGAAGCAACUGAUUUGACACAGUGGGAUAAGGUCAUCAUAAUCAGUGCUGUUGUUCCAUCCAUCUUGUCCCUCAACCACCACCUUGAGAAGCUGAAGCCUCAAGUCUGUUCAGAAGUGGUCAGAAGUCUCCAGGCAUCCCUGAACAAAAGAUUUCUUGGAAUCUUCAUCAAUGUGAAAAUGGCCAGGACACAAGAUGGGAUCACUGCCCCCUUUUCAGAUCCAGUCUACCUCAAAGCAGCUGCCUUGGAUCCAGCAUUUUCUCUGUUGUGGUUGGAGCCCCAUGUGCUGGUCAAUCGUGACGUCAAGGCAGAGGUGGCACAACGAGUUAAAGAAUUGAUCCUGCAAGAUGCUGCAGAGACUGAGCAACCUGUGCUUCUUGUUGAUGAAGAAGAGCAAGAGGACCUUAGAGAAGGAAAAGGGCUGUUUGCUGCAUAUCAUAAGAGGCAGAAGAAGGAUGUUGGGACAAAUCCGGCACUACAGCUAAGUCACUACCUUGACAUAGCCGAAGGACAGAACGCCAUUUUGUUCUGUGCAUUGAACAUGAAGACUCUUCCUUCACUGUUCCAGGGGGCCAUUAGAGUCUUGGCAGUGCCUGCCUCCAGUGCUCCAGUGGAGCGAGUUUUCACCCAUGGUGGCAUCAUACUACGUCCCCAUCGUGCACAAGUGACUGACAGACUUUUGGCCAAUUUGGUCUUUUGCAAAUGCAAUGCAGCAUAGGGCCCUGACAUAUAAAAGCACAACCCUGUUCAUUGUUAUGUUCAUGUAUUUGUUAUGCUUCUCACAUGUACACACACACACACACAUACACACACAGACAAUAUGAGAUCAUAUAAGUACAGGACAGAAACUGCUGUGGAACUAGUUAAAAUGCAAUAUGCCAUGGAAAUACAAUGUUAGCACUUUUGUACAAAUAAUUACAGUUGCACUUUUUCAAAUGUGUUUAUUCUGUAAAGGAGUGGUUUAAAAUGAACAAUAUUCUUGCAAAAUAUGAGUUAAAUGUUAAAAAUGAAGUGUCAGCACUAUUUUUUUCCUGCAAUUUCAAUUGCAAUUGUUUUAAUAAAUAAA